CACUGUUUUGUCUUCUCUCAGUACCAAACCCGAGGUGCUACAGAGUGGUCCCGCUGCCAGACACCAGCGCCAUGCCCCCAGUUAAGGAGCCCAGAGGGCCGGGGCUGGCAGCACUGGCCAGGGGUUGAACAGCGGCAUAGGCCAAAGGUCCCCACUUCUCUAGGAUGGCAUCAGAAACCAGGUGAAAAGAGAACUGGAGGCAGAAGCUGCUGCAAAACAAAGAGCAGCUACAGAUGAGGGUUCCCCAGUGCCAGUGAACAGUCCCCCUAGUCUCUCAGUGUUAGGUGUGUAUUUCACCUGUCCACUAACCGGAGACAUGUUAACUAAGAGUGAGCGGGAACAACACAUUAAAGAAGCCAUUUUAAUGCGGUUUGAGGAGGAUCCAGUUGAGGCUUCUGUUAUGAUGGUCCACACGUUUAACAAAGACAGAGAGAAAGUGAAGGCUGCUGUGGACAUCAUAAGCAAGUAUGUUGACAAUAUAUGCAGGAAUCCAACAGAAGAAAAAUACAGGAAGAUUAAAGUCAGCAACAAGGUGUUCCAGGAUAAGGUUCGUUGUGUGGAAGGUAGUAGAGAAUUCCUGCAGGUGCUAGGUUUUACAACCACCAUGCUUCACAUCGAGGGUCAAGAGGAAGAAGAGGAGUUCCUGAUGAUGCCAGAGCAGGGUCCUGAUGCCCUGGAGUUGAUGAAGGAGAGGAGAGAUCGUCUUCAGCGUGGAGAGCCAGUCAGAGCUCAGCUGGACAGACAGGUUCAAGUGUUCAGACCAUCUCAACAUGCCAUGCACUUUGAUCUGCCGCCAGAAUUUUACAAUCUGACUGUAGAGGAGCUCAAAAGGGAGCAACAGCAGAGGAGUGAUUUGUUGGAGAAGAGCAGCAUGCUGCGCACCAAGGCCAUGAGGGAGAAAGAUGAACAGAGAGAGAGAAAGAAAUACAACUAUACACUCCUCAGGAUCAGACUGCCUGAUGGAAACCUACUGCAAGGAACCUUUUACGCGUGGGACCGGCUGCCUGUGCUGUUCGGGUUCGUCCGGGAGUCUCUGGUGGACGGAUGGCAGCCGUUUGAGCUCAUUGCUCCUGGAGGCCAAAAGCUGCAGGAGAAUGAAGAAGUCGCUCUGGCAGAGUGCAACCUGGUUCCCGCCGCUCUGCUCAUUUUCGCCUGGGAUGCAGCUGUGCAUGCAGACAUCGUAGCCGCAGGUGGGAGGAGCCCUGUCCUCCUCAAAGCAGAGCUGCUGAAGAACAUUCAGACCCUGAGCUGAACUUGAGCCUCACGCUUCUCAGUGCUACCUCUGCUGGCUGACCUGUGAUGAGUGUUUUAGAAAAGCUGCAGUGACAGAGGAGGAAAGAGUGACUCUCCUCACCAUGCUGUAACCUUCUCUUUCCUUUGCUGACAGUAACUCUGCUAAAGCAAGUGAACGGACAGAGCAAGAAAGUGUCGCUGUUAGUUUGUCCUCCUGAAAGUGUCCAUGGUCAGAUUGUGGAAGUAGUUGUCUUUUUGUGGCACCACCUCCUUCCCUGAUUCAACUAAAGACCAACUUGGCACAUUGUGACUAGAUGGGUAACACAAUGGGGUGCAAGUAGACUGUGACAUGAUGGGGUGCGACUGGACGGGUGACAGGACGGGG
Thalassophryne amazonica is the source of this 1618-nucleotide messenger RNA. RefSeq names its product UBX domain protein 6 (gene ubxn6). Bases 317 to 1252 code for a protein of 311 amino acids. The record is from RefSeq and is a predicted model, not a curated record. Gene Ontology annotation, cellular component: cytoplasm. NCBI's taxonomy places the organism in Eukaryota, Metazoa, Chordata, Actinopteri, Batrachoidiformes, Batrachoididae. Gene Ontology annotation, molecular function: protein binding. The transcript is spliced from 10 exons.